Messenger RNA from Darwinula stevensoni, 2648 nucleotides. Lineage: Eukaryota; Metazoa; Arthropoda; Ostracoda; Podocopida; Darwinulidae. The record is from the annotation of a GenBank genome assembly.
AUGGUAGGAAGGAAAGAUGAAGGGAUGAAGGUUAUGGAAUCCCUUUUAUCCGCAGAAAACGUCCGGAGUUGUUACCUGCUGGGCCUGACAGUCUCGUAUGGGGCUUCAGAAUUCGUGAGACGGAAGCAGACGGAAUAUCUGAAUCGUUUGCUGGAAAUAGGAGUUGCUGGCUUCCGAGUUGAUGCUGCCAAGCACAUGUGGCCUGGGGGAAGAAAUAUAUUUCUUUGUUCUUUGUCUUGCUUUUCCACCCAGCCAUCCUCGAUUUUCUUCUAUAAAGGACCUGGCGGCUAUCCAAGAUCGCAUGGGGAUCAGGGAUUUCAGGCAGUUGGGGAAAUUGAUUUCGGCUGGGGAAUGUGUCAGCCUGGCAAGGCCUUCGUCUUCGUCGAAAACCACAACCAGAAGAGACACGGAGGAGCUGGUGGGGAUGCCUUUGUCGCUAUCGUCCAUAGAUCUUACAUGCUCGCCUAUCCAUAUGGCUUAAUUCGGAUCAUGAGCAGCUAUUUCUUUGAAAGCACUGAUGAAGGCUUCCCCACACGGCGAAAACUGCCGUACAACACCUUGGACGUCACCAUCAAGCCGGAUGGAAGCUGUAGAAACGGAUGGGUGAGUGAACACAGUUGGGCAACCAUCCCCCGCAUGGUACUCGAAAUGGAACUAAAGUAUUGCCUCGGAGUACUCCUCUUGGGAUUGUCGAUCUUGAAGGGGACCCAGGGUUACUUUGAUCCACAUUGCGAUGGGAAACAGGUCAUCGUUCACUUGUUUGAAUGGAAAUGGACGUCCAUUGCCGAAGAAUGCGAACGAUUCCUCAGUUCUGCCGGCUACUGCGGUGUCCAGGUGUCACCGGUGCACGAGCACGUGAUAGUGACGAGUCCAAUGCGUCCCUGGUGGGAGAGAUACCAACCAGUGAGUUACAAGCUCACAUCCAGAAGUGGAACGGACGAGGAAUUCGCGGACAUGGUCCGACGAUGUAAUGCCGUGGGUGUGAGGAUCUACGUGGAUGCAGUCCUGAACCACAUGGCUGGUCUUGGCAGAUCUGGAACUGGGACCGCUGGCUCGUCCUUCGAUUCAGAUGCUCAUGAUUUCCCAGGAGUUCCUUUCUCAAGGGGCGAUUUCACCCCUCGCGAUAUGUGCCCUUCUGGCGAUGGUGAUACCAAUUUGCUGUUCAUCGAGGACUUAGCUGCAAUUCUGAGUCAGCUGCGGACCUUGAAUCCAGAUCAUGGAUUCAAACAAGGACGCCCUCCCUUCUUUUUCCAUGAAGUCAUCGAUCGGAACGAUGGGGCUGUCACCGUCGAUGAAUACUUCCAUCUCGGGAGAGUGACGGAAUUCCGAUAUUCGCAAAAGAUCGCCUGGGGAAUCAACGACUUCGGGCAGUUGGGCGGACUUGUGGAUUUUGGCUGGGGAAUGUGUCCUUCCGACAAGGCUUUCGUCUUCGUCGACAACCACGAUAACCAAAGGGGACACGGAGGAGCUGGUGAUGUGCUCACCCAUAAAAACCCGUUCCUUUACAAGUUGGGCGUUUGCUACAUGUUGGCUCAUCCUUAUGGGUUCACCAGGGUCAUGAGCAGCUACUACUUCGAAAACACGGACGAAGGCCCCCCACACGACGAGAACUACAACACUCUUGACGUCCCGAUCAAUCCGGAUGGUAGCUGCGGCAACGAGGAUGCCAUGGAAUUCCUGUCUCUGCAAAAGGCUGGAUUCCGAAACGCCGUGCAAGGAACAGACAUGGCCAAUUACUACAACGACGGAGAAAGGGCGGCCUUCUCGCGAGGAGACAGGGGUUUCUUUGCCCUUUCCAAGUCGGGAUCCAUGAAUCAGGUCCUUCAGACGGGAAUGCCGGCGGGUACAUACUGCAACAUAAUCGACGAUUGUGCGACGCAGGUGACAGUGAAUGGGGAUGGGACAGCCCAGAUCGUGAUCACCAACUCCGAAGACCCCAUCCUGGCCAUCUGUCAAGGGUGCAAUGGAGAAACAUUCCCCACCCCUGACCCCACUGCUACGACGGAGCCGACGACCCAGGGGCCCACGGAGCCGCCUAUCACAGAUGGCACUCAUCGAACCGUGAUCUUUAUCCAGCAGCAAACCAUGGAAGGACAGGAUAUGUUCGUCCGAGGUGGAGUUGGACACGAUCAACGUCCUGGAUGCACAGAGGACGCAGCGACAAGUGCAUGUGCCAUCAGCAUGACGACCAAUUCCCUCGGAGAAACAGCACACUACAGCAAAUACAACUCCUGGAGAGAAGGGGACACCAAAUUGGACUGGUAUGGAGUGCAACCUGGACAGGGGACGUCUAAUGGGCAACCGGCAGAUGGGACUCCUCUGGCCUGGACUUCGAAUGCUCAUUAUGGGGAGCACUAUUGGAUGGUGGACACGGACAUGGAUUGCUCACAUACGGAAGGAGGAUGGUUCGAGUUGAAGGCGUACGUGACGAAUGGAGUUGGCUGGGAAACUGAUGUGAAUCAAGCAGGAAAUUGUGGAGGAUCCGCCGGUGGGUCUGCUCCUUAUUCUUCUCCAAAUCACAUGGGGAAAUGCGGAUACCUCAAUGUCUUCAAGUUUUCCAAUCCCUCUUGCACCAUUGAGAAAAUUGGCUAAGAUGACGGCGGUGGCAGCAGUUGCCUCUAAUCUGCCAAUAAAAGCUUACUGACGCU